Molecule: messenger RNA, 1349 nt
Organism: Macadamia integrifolia
Lineage: Eukaryota; Viridiplantae; Streptophyta; Magnoliopsida; Proteales; Proteaceae
Product: peroxidase 24-like
Exons: 4
Coding region: 97-1086 (329 amino acids)
Biological process (GO): hydrogen peroxide catabolic process; response to oxidative stress
Cellular component (GO): plasmodesma; plant-type cell wall
Molecular function (GO): heme binding; peroxidase activity
Source: RefSeq, a predicted model, not a curated record
UCUUACAGAGAAUUAGAGAGAGAGAACUGAGAAACAUUUUCAUCUCUCUUGAUUGAGAAAAAAGGCGAGGCAAGAAGAAAUAGCAAGGUCUGAAAAAUGAGGAUCAAGAUCAAACUCAAGCUCCUCUUCUGGGUUUGUGGUGUGGCCAUUACAGCAUUCUUAGGAAGUUGCCAAGCAGAUGAAUUGAAGAAGAACUUCUACAAGAAGAGUUGUCCACUUGCAGAGGAGAUUGUGAGGAACAUCACAUGGAAGCAUGUAGCCAGCAAUUCAGCAUUGCCACCAAAGUUGCUGAGGAUGCACUUCCAUGAUUGCUUCGUUCGGGGUUGUGAUGCAUCAAUCUUAUUGGACCCCACUCCAAACAACAAAGUUGAAAAGGACACACCUCCAAACAGCUCUCUGGAAGGUUUUAAUGUUCUUGAAGAAGUGAAAACCCAGUUGGAGGAGACUUGCCCUGGUGUAGUUUCUUGUGCUGAUAUCCUUACUUUAGCUGCUAGAGAUGCUGUUUCUUUCCAGUUCCAGAGACCUAUUUGGGAAGUGCGAACUGGUAGGAGAGAUGGCAAGAUUUCAAGUGCCACAGAAGCCUUAGCCAACAUACCUUCACCCCUCUCCAACUUCACUACUCUCAAGCAAGAAUUUGCCAACAAGGGCCUCACUGCCCAUGAUCUUGUAGUUUUAUCAGGUGCACAUACCAUUGGAAAGAGCCACUGCAAUCUCUUCGCUAUCAGACUCUACAAUUUCACUGGGAAAGGAGAUGUUGAUCCUUCACUGAACUCCACCUAUGCUGCAUUCUUGAAAGGAAAAUGCAAGAGCUCCUUAGACAGCACAACCACAGUAGAGAUGGACCCUCAGAGCUCUCUGUCCUUUGACAACCAUUACUUCUUAAACUUGAAGCUGCAACAAGGUCUCUUUUUAUCAGACGCCGGCCUUCUGAUCGAUAAGAGCUUGAGUCAUAUAGUCGAUAAGAUGCUCGUCGACGAAAAUUUCUUCAGGGAGUUUGGUCAAUCCAUGAAGAGGAUGGGAGCCAUUGGGGUCCUUACAGGAAGUUCAGGAGAUAUUAGGAAAAAGUGUAACCUCGUGAACUCCUAAAAGAGUCUUUUGAGUACUUUGUAUUAGAGAUAGGCAACUAAGGGUCUACAGACUUGUAUCAAUAAGUGAGGAUGGAUGACAACCCCAUUCAAAUGUUUGGUAGCCUAAUUUGGGUUUUCACUUUUCAAAUGAUGUGUAUGUAACUUUGUAAGGUGAUGAAUACUGUGAAUGUAUACCAGUUUUCCCACCAAUGAUUAAGACCAUAGUGGUGGGUGAAGAGAUUCUAUAGAUGGGUGAAGAAAAACUUUCCUUUUAUUUGAUUA